Ostrinia nubilalis (European corn borer) is the source of this 1082-nucleotide messenger RNA. RefSeq lists its product as uncharacterized. Bases 102 to 542 code for a protein of 146 amino acids. Lineage: Eukaryota; Metazoa; Arthropoda; Insecta; Lepidoptera; Crambidae. Gene Ontology annotation, cellular component: mitochondrial matrix. The record is from RefSeq and is a predicted model, not a curated record. The transcript has 2 exons.
CAUUUAUAUUUGAUUGAUGGAUAACAGCUCCAAUUUUCCGAAUAAAAAAACAGGUUUUUUUUGGGCUUCUUACGAAAUAAAUUAGGAUUUGAAUAAUAAAAAUGAAUAACUUAUUCAGAAGAAAUAUUUUGCCUAUUUACAAUAACGCUGUAAAAUUAAGUUAUCGUCCCUUCGCCGACGCUGCAACAAAAGAAAAAAUUGAUAAAAUUGUGAAAAAUAACAAAGUUGUUGUUUUUAUGAAAGGAGUCCCUGAUGCUCCUAGAUGUGGAUUCAGUAAUGCGGUUGUACAGAUCAUGAGAAUGCACGCAGUUCCUUAUGACAGUCACGAUGUUCUUUCCGACGAAAAUCUUAGACAAGGAAUUAAAGAUUACUCAAGUUGGCCUACGAUUCCACAAGUUUUUAUCAAUGGCGAGUUUGUCGGAGGCUGUGACAUAAUGCUGCAGAUGCAUCAGUCAGGGGAACUUGUUGAGGAGCUGAAGAAAGUCGGCAUCAAGAGUGCUUUGCUUACUGCAGCAGAACCAAAAACCGAGGAAAAGAAAUAGCAUCAAAGCUAUGUUUCAAAUAACAAGAAUCUUCUUGGUAAGGUACAUUAUUGCAUAAUUAUUGCAUAUUUUGCUGUUUGCAACAAUGACAUUGUUGAUAAUUGAUAUUGUUUAAAUAAUUUGGGGCAGUUCAAAUAUGAAAUUAAUUUUAUUAUUAUAACAAAAAUGAAAUGCAACAAUAUGUAAAGGAUACAAGAUAAGCAAAAAACACAGUACAAGUGGAUAUCGGUCUUGGAUAUUUGCAUUCUUUAAUUAAUUUCUUUCUAUACCAGAACCGGUUUUUAUGAUAAUGUCCUUGCUUUUAUGCUAUCAGAGUAGAAGUGUUACUGAAAUGAUACUCUUGGCUAUUGAAAUAAACCUAUCAUGCACAAAUUGUAAUGGUCUUUAGGAUAAUAAUGAUGUAACAUAAUCUUUUACUGAUGCAAACCAUGUUUUUGUACCUAGAGUAGCAUAUUAUUUAAACAUUAGUUGUUUGUUAUGUUUUAGAUAGUUAAUAAAGUACUGUAAAGUUAAAAAUGAAUACACGUUUUUUGUGUUUAA